Messenger RNA from Botrytis cinerea B05.10, 1628 nucleotides. It is a transcript of the gene Bcleu2, whose product is annotated as Bcleu2. The record is from RefSeq and is a predicted model, not a curated record. NCBI's taxonomy places the organism in Eukaryota, Fungi, Ascomycota, Leotiomycetes, Helotiales, Sclerotiniaceae. Gene Ontology annotation, molecular function: 3-isopropylmalate dehydrogenase activity; magnesium ion binding; NAD binding. The transcript is spliced from 4 exons. Gene Ontology annotation, cellular component: cytosol. Gene Ontology annotation, biological process: L-leucine biosynthetic process. The coding region runs from base 291 to 1397 and encodes 368 amino acids.
GUCCAUUCGAAUGAUUCAAACUCAAUCUCUCUACCUACGUGUAUAGAUCGUAUUGUCCCUGGCCUCAAUUCAUCCAAUCACCACCUACUCAUAUUGACGUCCCGAUUUCCGAGUUCGGGCGCAAAGCUUCAUUCCGAAAUCGGACUUAGUGGGGGCGGGGCUAUCAAUAAAGUCAUUCUUGUUCCCCAAACAUUUUCUCGUCCCCAAACAACACAAUUCAAUCCUUCUUCUUUUUCUCUAGAUAUCCAUUGUCCUUAUAAUUGUUGAAUAAAGAAAUUCUUACUGCAAAGAUGGCAACUCAUAAUAUUGUAGUUUUCGGUGGUGAUCACUGCGGUCCCGAGGUUGUAGCGGAAGCUAUCAAGGUUCUAAAAGUGGUAGAAAGCGAUAGACCAUCAGUUGGAAAGUUCAAUUUCCAAGAACAUCUCUUGGGUGGUUGCUCAAUUGAUGCCCACGGUGAGCCUCUCACAGCCGAAGCUCUCGAAGCUGCCAAAAACGCCGAUGCCGUUCUUCUCGGCGCAAUCGGUGGUCCAAAAUGGGGAACUGGAAAAGUACGCCCCGAGCAAGGAAUCCUUGCUCUCCGCAAACAAAUGGGCACAUAUGGAAACCUCCGCCCUUGUAAUUUCGCAUCACCUACCUUGACCGAGAUCUCCCCAUUGAAAGAAAAGGUCUGCGAAGGCGUCGAUUUCUGCAUUGUGCGAGAAUUGACCGGAGGCAUUUACUUCGGAGAGAGAAAGGAAGAUGAGGGAGACGGAAAGGCUUGGGACACAGAACCAUAUACCAGAGAGGAAAUCGAGCGUGUGACAAGAUUAGCAGCAAACCUUGCCCUUGCGCAAGAUCCCCCAGCUCCAGUUUGGAGUUUGGAUAAGGCAAACGUUCUCGCAACAUCAAGGUUAUGGCGCAAAACUGUCACCGACGUCAUGGCUGCGGAGUUUCCACAAUUGAAGAUCGGACAUCACUUAAUUGAUAGUGCAGCCAUGUUGAUGGUAAAAGACCCAAGAAAGUUGAACGGUAUCGUAGUAACAAGCAAUUUGUUCGGAGAUAUUAUCAGUGAUGAGGCCAGCGUUAUUCCUGGCAGUAUUGGACUCUUGCCAAGUGCAAGUUUGAGUGGUGUCCCUGAUGGAAAGAGCAGAUGUAAUGGUAUCUACGAGCCAAUUCACGGCUCCGCCCCAGACAUCAGUGGCAAAGGCAUCGUAAACCCCGUCGGUACCAUCCUCUCCGUCGCCAUGAUGCUCAAAUACUCUCUCAACCUCCCAGUCGAAGCUAAAGCCGUCGAAGAAGCUGUCCGCAGAACCAUCGAAAAGGGAAUCAGAACCGCCGACAUCGGUGGUUCGAAUAAGACUGUUGAGGUUGGUGAUGCAGUUGUUGAGGAAUUAAAGAAGGUCUUGAAGGAGCUUUAAAUGUAUCAAAAAGGGAAUUUGCCAGAGUCGUAAAGUGUACCUGGUGUUACAGAAUCUGUCAUUAUACAAUGGGUCAUAGUCGCAAUCGUAUAAGAAAACAAACGAUGUUGCUUAUGGAGUUGAAAAGUAUUUAGCGGUCAAAAAGAUUAAGAUAUCAAUCGCAAUAUGUAUUAUUUUGGUCUGUCUUGUCUAGGUCUCCUCAGGUCAUCAUUGAAUUUCCUACUCGUAGCA